CGCCGGGGCCGCCCCUGGGCCGGGCGGGGGGCGGAGCUGCUCCGCUCCCAUUAAGUCGGGCAGCGGUGCUGCCCCACGGCUCGGCCGGGUUGGGUCAUGGAGGUGGCAAGGGACUGCGUGGGCUCGGUGCUGCGAUCUUUGGUAUCCGUGGGAGCAGUAACAAAACAGACCCUGUUCCCUCCUCUCAUGCCUGCAGGGAGGCCUUUCCGUGUGUCAAAUGCCUCCAGAAGCAGCCGGAAAGGAAUUGUUGCAAGCAGCCUGCAAGAGCUCAUCAGCAAGACCUUGGAAGCCUUCCUUAUAACUGCUAGCACGGUCAUUCUGGUUUUGGAAGAAGAUGGCACAGUUGUGGACACGGAAGAGUUCUUUCAGUCCCUGGAUGAUAACACGCACUUUAUGGUUCUAGAGAAAGGACAGAAAUGGACACAAACAAGAAAUGGAAUUGUCCCUGCAAAACAGAAGAAGAAAAUGGGAGUAGCUAACAUCACGUUUGAUCUCUACAAGCUGAACCCUAAGGAUUUUAUUGGCUGCUUAAAUGUGAAGGCAACCUUCUAUGAGAUCUACUCAGUGUCAUAUGACAUCAAGUGUAUGGGAGCAAAAAGUAUAUUGCGGAAGGUGCUUCAGAUAAUAUCUCAUGCAGCACAAAUAACUGGACAGUUUCUUCUCUAUACUGGAACAUACAUGUUGCAUUUGAUGGGUGAAUAUGAUGAAGAUGCCAACUGUAGAAGAUCACAGCACAAGUAGAGACCGCAGCAGCACUUCUGAUACUGGAUCCUUUUGUUCAAGGACAAUUUCUUGCCCAAAUUUGAAUAUAAUGAUGUUUUAGUAGGGAGAUAUCCACUAAGGUGAACUAACAUUUUUUUCCCCACUUGGGAAUGUUUGUAGGCCUUAGUUGUAAAAUAAGUGCUUGGCGUUCAUGGGCUCUUAACACAGCAAAAGGAUGGGUGCCUAAUGACUGAGAGCCAGGCAAAAGAAGAAGAGAAGGCAAUUUUUUUACCCCAGCAACUUGGUGGAAAAUAAGAUUAUUUGGAAGCAUGUGCUUUGUAACUAAUGGAAUAUUUCCUUGUGCUGACCAAAACAUGGUCUGCAUUCUUUAUGGCUGUCUACUUGCCUUCUGAACAGACAGGGUUGUCCUUUUCUCUUUUUGGUUUUAUCCUUAACUCUGCUGGUGUUGGUGUCCAGCUGGCACUGGGGUACAGAAGGCUGAAGUGUGCUUAUUUUCUAUUUCUAAUAAUGGAAAUAUACAAUACAACUGAAUACUGGUUCAGUGACUGAAUACUAUUGUGAAGUUUCAUUCAACAAAGCGCAACUACUAUGCAGAAGCUUAAAAUUUAGCCUUAUUUCCCUUAAAACAAGUAAACAUUUUAUAUAACUACUUGUACUAUCCUUCAAGUCUAUAGAACAUUCUGAUUAAUACAGUUUAUGGCAGUUGAAGAACACCAUGCAUAUAUAUUUUUAAUGUGUCUCAUGUCCCAUUCUGCCCCUCAGCAUUGAAUAACUUGUCAUAGAGUCAUCCAAAUGGCUUACAGAAUACCUCCUGAAGAUUUCUUCAGGGUUUAAACCUUCAAUUCUGUAAUUUUUGUUCUUCAGCUACGCAUGUAGAUGACCCUGAAUUUCAAGCUGCACUUGAAAUGUUGGAUUUUGAUGCCCCUGCAUUCAAGGGGAACAGCUGGACCCUGUCUACUGUGUAGUGCAUACUCAAAACUGGGUAUUUGCAGACUUAGUCUCCUAAUACAAAUCAUAUUAAAGGACAAAGUUUUUAACCUUCAGAUAUAAUUGUCCAGAAAGCGUUAUGUAGUUUAGUGAACUGUUAGUAUGACCGAUUUUUUGGAAAGGAUCUCCUUGGCUGUGAAGACAAAUGGGAAAACAAGUAGUGGUAAGCAGUUGUGUCAAAAUACAGACACCAUCGUUGAGGGGGAAAUGUUCAACACCUGCUGUUCAUAGGUGUGGCUUCUGCGGUUUUCAUUUGCUUUUUUAUGAUAAAUUUUAAUAAGUUACGUUAUUAAGACUGAAAGCCAUUAUGGAGAUAACAUGUAGGUAAAUAUCCUACCUGAUUGCAAGUGCCACUCAGGAAGAGAAACUCUGGUGACAAGGUGAACAAGAAGGAAGAGAAAAAGUAGGAGUGGAAGGGACUAACAUAUGCUCCAGGAUGCUUGCCAUGCUUCUGCAGAGACACAAGUCCUUUAAUCAUGUACAUCAAAUGCACUGAUUAGUUGGAGGAAAAGCUGAUGUGUUAAAAGAAGAACAGAUGGACUGAGGUGACCAGGCAUCAUGUUUGGUGGGUCUGUUUUGAUCUGUAAGCUGGAUCUCUUCACUUAAAAUAAUACCAAUACAUGGGAAUAUAGCUCACAUUUGUCUGCCAGCUUCAUUUUCAUAUGCUUAUUUUUGCCUUCCUUUUAUGGGUCUGAUUUUUAGCCAGCUGGAGCUGCAUCUUUCAAAUCACUGUUCUGGUGAAAGGCAGCCUAAAAUCAAUCUUAAAAGGACUAACAGACCUAAGUCUGCUAAGUCUUUACCUGUCUCUUCAGAAGUGGUAUUACAAAUGAGUAGACGGCUAAGAAAGAAAAUGAGGCAUUUUUUUCCCCUCUGAUGUGUUGUUUCCCAUCCACUUCUGAAUAUUUGCUGGGGGAGAGAGGGGUGGUGAGGCAUGCAGCUCCAAGCAAGGGGUGGACUGGUUUAUUAUACUCAUUUUCCACAUGGAAGAAUGUCUGCACCUUGCAGUACUGUUAGGUUUCCUUCAGAAGGAAACAGACUGCUCAGCAGGUAAUGAGAGAAAGGUUAUGGAAAAAUAAAGACUUUAUCUGUAUUGUUCAUUCCCCCAUCCCUAUUGUGACUGUUACUGUGGUAACUGUUGGCUGGAGUUUUUCUACCCCCUAUCAAGGAACUGCACUUAGCUGAUGCAGUGCAGGGACUUUGUCAUUAGCCAUUAACUCUUUCAGAUUUUAAGGACCAUUUAUUGCAUUAAAAGAAGCCCUCCUCAAAUUAUUCUACAUGUAAUGUAGUUUUUCUAGGAAUAUGUAUAAAUAUAUUCGAAAGCUUUUGCAAGUCUGAACCACAUAGAUCUCAAAUUCUGUCCUUCUAAAGCCAGAGGCAGUUGUCACAGAGCUAACACUCCGUAGUUUCCAGUGGUAUUACUGUAGAACUAAAAGGCCAACUCAACAUGAAUUUGAAAUGUUUUUAAGCAGUUGCUUCUUUGGCAGCUUAACACAGUAACGUUUGAGUUGCUGAAGGUCAUGUGAGCUGCAGUCUCCACCCCCAGAGCAUCUCCCUGUGGUUCAAAAUGCAAACAGCUGAAGAAAGUAGCUCGACUUUAAUAUUUAGGGUGGGAGAAGUGUCUUGGGAAGUUUGGAGUUUGUGAAUUUGUUCAAUUGUUUUUGAAUCUGGAUUUUGCUGCAGAUUUAGUAUUUAGAAGGUAUUUGCUGCUGUACCAAUGACUUUCCAGAGAUAAAGUCUUGGCUUCCUGUCAGACCUGGAGGAGUUUGUUUUUCUGAGUUGGAGUCAGUUGGAGGUUUUGUGAUUUUUUUUAUUUCUAUUUUUUUCUUUUUUUUUUCAGCCUGCUUAUGAUGUGCAGCUUUUGCUUUGGCUGCGUGUGGUACUCAGCAGAGAACAGCACUUGCCCAGCUUCCAGAAAGCUACAAAAACUAAAGGCAUAGGCUCUUCCCUGCCAGUAUGUAGAAGUGAAACUAUCUUUCCUACUUCUUUCUUUCCCAGAGCCCUGUUAAUCUUCACUUGUUACUGUUGCAGGCAAAAGCUGGUAACACUAAAAUUUCAAAAACCUGAAACAUGUUUCCUCCCUCCUUCCUUGCCCUGACCCUCUUUGCCUGUUGCUUUGCAUCACUUACUAACAAUGCACCAAGUCAUACUCCGUAGUGACCAAAAAAGGAAUUUUCACUGAAGUACUGGAUCUUGUUGACUCAGGCACUGCUCGUGUUCUGCAGGCAAAACAAAGCUGCUCCUUUCAUGACUAGAAUGAAGAAUCUAAUAGCUUUUCUGUGUGUGUAUAACUUCCUACUUAAUUUCCUCCCUUUCACAAACUCGCAGAGUAGUUGCUUUCUUGCACCUUCCUAUUCUUUCAUGAGAAAUAGGUGUGCAAGUUCUUCUGCUUGGGGGAAGGGAUAAGGCAGUGUCUAAAUUCCUUAGAGCAUUAGGAAUGUGUUGUAGGAAACAUCCCAAAUCCCUGAUCUGUAGGGAAGGGAGGGGUUAAAGGAAGAAAAACAGGACUUUGAGCUGGAAGCUUUUUCAGCACAGUAGAGAGGUAGGCGUUAACUAUUUAGGAAAUGCUGGUAAUUCUGAAUGUGAACAUAUGAUUAUUAGUAACAGACUAGAAUUCUAACUCUAAACCGUUUCAGCAUACUUCUUAUAGAGAUAGAACUUGAACUAAAGGCACAGACUUCUUUAAUUAAAGUUUAAAGCCAAAGCACAAAGGAGAGGGAAUGUAAUGCUUUGUUACUGGAGGUAUUAACAUAAUUAACAAUAUACUUCAGUGGCAGUAAUAAUCCUUGUGGGGUUUAACAUUUAUUGCUACUUUCUAUACCUUGCCAUAAGAUAUUUAUAAUCAUGAGAACUGAUGUUUUGCUAAAGGAAAAGAUUAUGUUUUACCAUUUCAAAACUGUAGAACCCAGUAGCUUAACUUGCUAUGGAAACUGAGAUGGGUGAGGAUGAUGUGAGUGAUGGCAAUAUUUUCUGAUACGUGGUGCCAAUUUUGAGGAAAUGCAUAAAUGUCCAUGAAUAAAGUUAAACUGUGGCUUUGGA
This is a messenger RNA of Coturnix japonica (Japanese quail), 4746 nucleotides long. It is a transcript of the gene CIDEA, whose product is annotated as cell death inducing DFFA like effector a. The record is from RefSeq and is a predicted model, not a curated record. NCBI's taxonomy places the organism in Eukaryota, Metazoa, Chordata, Aves, Galliformes, Phasianidae. Gene Ontology annotation, biological process: regulation of apoptotic process; apoptotic process; lipid storage. Gene Ontology annotation, cellular component: lipid droplet.